This is a messenger RNA of Taeniopygia guttata (zebra finch), 8004 nucleotides long. RefSeq names its product peroxidasin homolog (gene PXDNL). NCBI's taxonomy places the organism in Eukaryota, Metazoa, Chordata, Aves, Passeriformes, Estrildidae. Gene Ontology annotation, molecular function: peroxidase activity; heme binding; protein binding. The record is from RefSeq and is a predicted model, not a curated record. Gene Ontology annotation, biological process: response to oxidative stress.
UAAAAAAUACAAAGGGUGAAGGGGAGAAAAAGCCCACCUCAGGGAACCCCCCCAACUCUUGCUUUCUACAGGCGUGAAAAGCCUGUGUAGCAGAGGCUGGAAAAUGCUGGAGCAUGGGACACAAGGGUUGACAUCAUUCCUGGUGUUCAGGAGACAAGUUUUGGUUCUUGCUGAGAGAUGCACACUCCUUUUUAAAGAAUUUGUCAUGUUGAUGGAAAAUAAGACAAAUUAAUGUGAGAGUAAGGGGUCUGGGAUUGCUGGUGUUCCUUAACCCUCAUCCCAUUUAUCAUGAGGGGAGAUGAGAUGAGCAAGCCAGGAGAGAAAUGGUGAAGAUCUGCUGCUCAGAAAAUGUGUGGGAUGCAGAAUUUGCCUUCUUGCAUUGAAACGAUUCCCCAUGCUCUGUUAAAUCUGCUGACUUGGCUCAAGAGCCCAAUCCUACAAAGCAGUGGGCAAAUACCCCUCAGUCCAUCCCAAAGCUGCUCCCCCACAGCACAGAUGGACUUCGAAAUGCAAUUCCACAGACAGAACUCAUCCCACAGAAAUGGGACUGAGCCCUGGCCCAGCUCUCCUCUUUGCAGCACAAAUAAAAAGGGAUUUUUGUUGUUGUUGUUGCAGAGGGUUGGUUUAGAACUCUUGAGUUUAUGCACCACAGAGGCAGAAAGCAAAAGCCUCAUAUUGGCAAAGUGGCCAGAUGUGCCAGGGGAAACGAUGGCUGCAAGAGAACCUCCAUGUGCUUUGGAGAGAACAUUUUUGUUUAUCUUCCCAGCUUUGCAGAGCUGUCCUAGCAGAGUCCAGUGUGCUCCAGAGGGAGGAGAUGUGAGGAGCAGUGAGGCUGCAAGGACAGAACUUCAGGCAGGAGGAUUUUCACGAGAUGUGCGUUGCCUGGUGCACAUGGAGGAUGUGCUUCCAGCGCACUCAACGCCUCUGGAAUUAAAAGCUGUCCUAUUCAUCAGAGCAGUGGGGUUUUGGCUGCCAGUUGUAGGAAGGCUGAAGAUGAUAAUUUGGCUUUUUACAACCCGUUUUUGUGAGCAGGGUUGGCCCUGGUUGGGUUGGAUGGCCGCUAGAGGACACUCUGCCCAAAACCAUGAGUUCAGUGAACUUGCUUAGAUUUCCAAGUGAUGGCAGGGCAAACAAACAGCUGAUUAGUGCAGAAAGCCUGCAGGAUAAUUCUCUUUUGUAGCUGGACAAACGAAUACACGUUUUACCCUCCAUGGCAUGAAAUAUAAGGUGAAACCACAAAUCCAAUGUUCUCUCCAAAUGCUCAAGUGACAGAACGAGGACAGUUUAAAUGUCACUCUUGUCUUCUUUGCCCCAUUAAUUACUUUGUAGUGUACAGUACAAAGCAGAUGUGCAGGUUGAUGGGAAGCUUUCAUUUGACCUGCCAGGUUAUGUGGGAUGGUGCUGUGUUGGAAAUUCCUCAAAUACAUUUAUAUCCUAAUGUGUGUUAAUGCCUCCCUCAUGCUCAACCCAUACAUUUAGGAUAUUGUGUAGUUAUAGCUUGAAACCUAAACUGCUUUCACUGCAGCUUCUUUAUAAAGUGAUUAAUGCAACUGGAAACAAAUCCUGCCUUUUGCAUCUCAAUUUUAUCUUCCAGUGGGGAGAAACAAAUGGAGGACUGCAUUCCCUACAGUUCAAACUCACUAGAUUUCAUGUUUUUUACCCUUCUUCACCCCUCAGUUGCCUUAAAUGUCUUUCACUCUGCCUGAGAAACUUUACAGAUUCCAGGGUGGGGUUUUGCCUUCAUUUGCAAGUUAUUUAUCUCUGUUAGUGAUAUCCCUUUUGAAAUCCCUUAUCUGUUACAUCCCAUGCCCACUCAAUACCUGUAGGCAUAUUUUUGCUUGAUGUUGUAACUACGUGCAACAGGAGACAGCCUCUAUCCUGAAAGUCUUACAGCACUAUACAUUUGCCAGGCUGUUUGAUAAGACUCUCUCUUUAGUUUGCAGACUGUGCUAGGGCAAAAAUAAUUAAAAAAAAUUGACAUAAAAAGCUUGGCCCUGGAUCUUUUGCACCCCAGCUCAGCCCUGGCAGCACGAGGUCAUUUUUUGGUUGCUGCCCAUGGAGGUGCGUUGUGCUUUCAGACAGAUGCCUGAGGAGAAGGUGAGGAGUUAAUUUGCUGUUUAAAAGAAGCAACAAGGGAAAACAGAUCCAGAGGAAGAGUUUGUAUUUCAGCGCCACAAUCAGAGAGGGGUGGGGACAGUGUGAUCUCCAGUGAUGUGCAGAAUGGCAGAGGGGGUGGGCGGUUGGACUGUCAAACUGCCUUAAUUUAAUUGCAAACACAUGCUGAUGAGUCCCCUCCUCCUGGACCUCAGGGCUGGGAAACUUUUUUUUGUCAGCUCCCUGCAGCUCAGAAUUGAGGCAAAUACGCUCCAGCAAACACCAUGCUGAUCAAACCUUCAGUUCUUGGAGGCUUUUUGUAUUUUCUCCUCCUGCCUGGUUUCUCCUGCUCCUGCCCCAGCCGCUGCCUGUGCUUCAGGACUACAGUGAGAUGCAUGCAUCUGAUGUUGGAAACCAUCCCCGAGAUCCCGCCCCAGACAAACAUUCUAGAUUUGCGCUUCAACCACAUCAAGGAGAUACAGCCUGGAGCCUUCAGAAGACUGAAGAACCUCAACACACUGCUGCUGAACAAUAACCAGAUAAAACAAAUCGUGAGAAGAUCCUUUGAAGAUCUGGAGAACCUGAAAUACCUCUACCUUUAUAAAAAUGAAAUUCAGAGCAUCCAGCAACAUGCCUUCCGCGGGCUGCGUUCCCUGGAGCAGCUGUACCUGCAUUUCAACAACCUGGAAAGUCUGGAGCUGGAGACUUUUAGUGACCUGCCUAAACUUGAAAGGCUAUUCUUGCACAACAACAAGAUCUCCAGGAUUCAUCCAGGGACAUUCUCUCAAUUGGAAUCCCUCAAACGGCUGCGGCUGGACUCCAACUCCCUGUUCUGUGACUGUGACCUGCUGUGGCUGGCAGAGCUGCUGAAGCGAUCUGCAGAGCAGGGCAGCAUCCAGAGCGCUGCCACCUGCGAGGCUCCGCGGGAGCUGCACGGCCGCUCCAUCGCCACCCUGACCGCCCAGGAGUUCAACUGUGAGAGGCCACGAAUAACCUCAGAACCCCAGGACGUCGAUGUGCUCUUGGGAAACACGGUUUAUUUCACCUGCAGGGCAGAAGGCAACCCAAAGCCUGCCAUUAUUUGGCUGCACAACAAUAAUAAGAUUGACAUGAAAGAUGACAACCGCCUGAACCUGUUGCAAGAUGGUACCUUGAUGAUCCAGAACACCAAGGAGUCGGACAAAGGCGUCUACCAGUGCAUGGCCAAGAACAUUGCUGGGGAGGUCAAGACGCAGGAAGUCGUGCUGCGCUAUUUUGGCACCCCAUCCAAGCCCACUUUUGUGAUCCAGCCACAGAACACUGAAGUACUGGUUGGGGAAAGUGUCACCCUGGAGUGUGGGGUCUCUGGGCACCCCCUCCCUUGCAUCACCUGGACCCUUGGCACGGGCUCUCCUCUGCCACAGGAUUCCCGUUUCACCAUCACCAGCUCUGGAGGACUCUUCAUUCAGAACGUCACCUUCUUGGACCAGGGGCAGUACAACUGCAAUGCCAGCAACUCCGAGGGAUCCAUCCAGGCCACAGCAAAGAUCAUAGUGCAAGAUUCUCCCAGGUUUCUCGUCAUUCCCACGGAUCAGACAGUAACUGAGGGACAAAGUGUGGAUUUCCCCUGCUCUGCUGAGGGUCACCCUCCCCCUGUGAUUACCUGGACAAGGGCAGGUGGGCCCUUGCCGAGCGACCGGCGGCACAGCGUGCUGGCCACGGGCACGCUGCGGGUGGGGCGGGUGGCCCUGCACGACCACGGGCAGUACGAGUGCCACGCCAUCAGCGCCAUCGGCGUCAGGACCCUCCCGGUGCAGCUCUCGGUGACCCCGCGAGUGAUCCCGGUGUUCCUUCAUCCCCCCCAAGACCUGGUGGCAGAGACAGGCCAGGACGUUUCCAUUUCCUGCGCUGCGCAGGGAGACCCUCGGCCCACCAUCACCUGGGUCAAGGAGGGCAUCCAGAUCACAGAGAGUGGCAAGUUCCACAUCAGCCAGGAUGGGACCCUCUCCAUUCAGGACCUGGGUGUGGCUGACCAGGGCAGAUACGAGUGCAUAGCAAGGAACCCCUUUGGCUUCACCUCGAGUGCCAUGCAGCUCACCAUCACCGCCACGGACGUGGGUCGGAGCGGGGACACGUUUGUGGCCACGUCGCUGCGCGAGGCCAUCAGCAGCGUGGACCACGCCAUCAACUCCACACGUACUGAGCUCUUCAGCAAGCGCCCCAAGACUCCCAAUGACCUCCUGGCUCUGUUCCGCUACCCGAGGGACCCCUACACCAUCGAGACAGCCAGGGCUGGGGAGAUCUUUGAAAGGACCCUGCAGCUGAUCCAGGAGCACGUGCAGCAAGGGCUGAUUGUGGACAUGAAUGUCACAGGCUAUCGCUACAAUGACCUGGUGUCCCCUCACUACCUGGCCAUGAUCGCCAACCUGUCGGGCUGCUCCGCACACCGCCGCACGCCCAACUGCUCCGACAUCUGCUUCCACAGGAAGUACAGGACCCACGACGGUUCUUGUAACAACCUCCAGCACCCCAUGUGGGGUGCAUCCCUCACAGCCUUCCAGAGGCUCCUCAAACCUGCCUACCAGAAUGGAUUUAACCUGCCCAGAGGGUUUUCCUUGGCAGAAGAUGCCAGGGAUUUGCCCCUUCCUCUACCUCGCCUUGUCUCCACUGCUAUGAUCGGGACCGAGACCAUCACCCCCGAUGACCAGUUCACACACAUGCUCAUGCAGUGGGGCCAGUUCCUGGACCACGACAUGGACCAGACGGUGGCAGCCAUCAGCAUGUCCCGUUUCUCAGACGGAGCCCCCUGCAGCGAGGUGUGCACCAACGACCCCCCCUGCUUCUCCAUCGCCGUCCCUGCCAACGACCCCCGCGUGCGGAACGGGCGCUGCAUGUUCUUUGUGCGCUCCAGCCCCGUGUGUGGCAGCGGGAUGACCUCCCUGCUGAUGAACUCUGUCUAUGCCAGGGAGCAGAUCAACCACCUGACAUCCUACAUCGACGCCUCCAACGUUUACGGCAGCACGGAGCAGGAAUCGCGGGAGCUGCGGGACCUGAGUGGCCAGAAAGGGCUGCUGAAGCGAGGGCAAGUCGUACCCAGCUCGGGGAAGCACCUCCUUCCCUUUGCCGUGGGGCCACCCACGGAGUGCAUGAGGGAUGAGAACGAGAGCCCCGUGCCGUGCUUCCUGGCAGGAGACCACCGCGCCAACGAGCAGCUGGGGCUCACGGCCAUGCACACGCUGUGGUUCAGGGAGCACAACCGCGUUGCCACCGAGCUGGCUGCCCUCAACCCGCACUGGGACGGGGACCUCCUGUACCACGAGGCACGGAAGAUUGUGGGUGCCCAGAUGCAGCACAUCACCUAUGCCCAGUGGCUGCCCAAGGUCCUCGGGGAGGCUGGGAUGAAGAUGCUGGGUGAGUACAAAGGCUACAACCCCAACGUCAACGCGGGGAUUCUCAACGCCUUUGCCACGGCCGCUUUCCGCUUCGGGCACACCUUGAUCAACCCCAUCCUGUACCGGCUGAACGAGACCUUCCAGCCCAUCCGACAAGGCCACAUCCCCCUGCACAAGGCCUUCUUCUCCCCUUUCAGGAUCAUGCAGGAAGGGGGGAUCGACCCCCUUCUCCGUGGGCUGUUUGGGGUUCCUGGGAAAAUGCGGGUGCCCUCUGAACUCCUCAACAUGGAGCUGACAGAGAAACUCUUCUCCAUGGCGCACUCUGUGUCACUGGAUUUGGCUGCUAUCAACAUCCAGAGAGGGCGAGACCAUGGCAUCCCACCCUACAACGACUUCAGGGUCUUCUGCAACCUCUCCUCAGCGCAGGAGUUUGAGGACCUCCGAAAUGAGAUAAAGAACUUGGAGAUCAGAGAAAAGCUCAGGAGUUUAUAUGGAACUACCAAAAAUAUUGACCUGUUUCCAGCACUUAUGGUGGAGGAUCUUGUCCCUGGGACCAGAGUGGGACCAACACUGAUGUGCCUGUUAACGACUCAGUUCAGAAGGCUGAGGGAUGGAGACAGAUUUUGGUAUGAGAACCCCGGAGUGUUCACACCGGCGCAGCUGACUCAGAUCAGACAGGCGUCCCUGGCUCGUGUCAUCUGUGACAACAGUGACCACAUCCAGCAGCUGCAGAGAGACGUCUUCCAGGUGGCAUCAUACCUGCAGGGCAUGGUCAGCUGUGAGGAGAUUCCUGCUGUGGACCUCCGCCUGUGGCAGGACUGUUGUGAGGACUGCCGGACACGAGGGCAAUUCAGGGCUCUUUCGCAGCGCUUCCGAAGCAAGAGGUCUCCUGGCUUCAGCUACCCAGAGGAAAACCCUGCAAAGCACAAGCCUGCCUUGCCCAGAGACGAGGCACUCUCUCCAAGCUCUUCCUCCAGAGAGAAUCUUGAGUCCCUUGUGGCUGAACUGGAGAAGACAGUCACUUCCCUACGGAAACAGGUGAAUGCACUAGAGAGCCAGCUGAGGUGGCACCACAGGAACACCAGCACACGUGGACAGGGCAAGAAGAUUGGGGACAAAUGGAGAAAAAGAUGACCACGUUGCCCCCUUGUAUAAGGUGCCCUGUGACCUGCACUUCUGCUCUCUACCAGCCAGUCCAACCCAACCCUACAGGGCUCAGAGAGCCACCAUGAGACCCCCUGGUGCUGUGCCUGCUCUCACACCUCCUGUACCACUCCCUGUCCCAGGACCACCGAACUUUUGCCUGUAUUGAACCCCCUGCACUGACUGUCUACGAGCCCCUCAGCCCCUGGACCCUUCCUGCCCUCAUCAGCCUCCCAGGGAUGGGCUCUGCCCUCGAUGGUGACAGCCCAGAGUCUGCCAAGGUGCCUCUUUCUUCCACAGCCCCCAGGAAACAGAGACAAAUUGAAGCUGCUUUAAUGCCACUGUUCUACUCUGCUCCUCUUCCUGUGCACUGCUCUCAUCACCCACCAGCCCUUGUCUGAGCUGUCCUGUGGACACCCAUCCAAAACAAUUCAGUAAGAGGUUAAACCUUCCUCAAAUGUACUGUGGUGCCAGGAAACAUCUGGAGAAAUCACUAAAAACAAAUAAAGACAAAGAAACACAGAGCCUAGAAGAAACCCCAGCCAUCUUCUGAUGCCAUCAAAAAGACCAAGAGGAACCUCAGGGCUGGGUGUUCCAGGGUGGGGGGCCAGGUACAGUGUGGCCAUCCUUGGUCUCCAGCUGAGCUUUGCCAUUCAUUGGUGACAAGUGGCACAGCCCAUGACCCCAGAGUCACCUGCCAUCCCUCAGAGCCAUUUCCCUCAGCAUGACCUGCAUUCUCCAACUUUCUGCUGUUUAGGGGCUUAAUUGUAAUUAUGCUCCUCUUCCUUUUUUUCCCUCAAAAAAGGCUCUUUGCUGGAAGAUGUAUUUUGAGUGUAAACACAGCAGGACCUGGAACAGAACCUCAGCUAAUUAGGUGUAAUGGGUGCUGUCAUUAGUGGAGGGGAGCUGCUGGUUUCUGUCAAUUAGGCUGGGAGGCCACACUGUGGUGUUUGACACACAGGUGGAUGCAAAAUGCUGCUUGUGUUUAUGGCUCCCUGGUGUUCUGCAGCCAAACCAGGGCUGUGCAGGCAGCUCUGCUGGUUUUGGUGCUCUCUGGAGGUGCUCUUCAGUGGUGCUAGAAUUGAGGUCCCUGUGUACCCACCACAGCCCCAGAUCUGUGGGCAGAUUGGUUUUUAAUACGUCUUUGUAAGCUGGUCACAAGGACUGAGGAGGAAAUACUUGAUCCAUCAGAUAUCUGUGCCUUCCUUAUCUUUGUCACUUUUACUGCAUCUUCUCACUUUCUUUCCCACAGCACAAGGACCAGAAACUUCUAUGAACAUGCUUUUCUUCUUUAUUUUUUUUAGGUGUUUUAUAGUACUAAAAGGGAUUCAAAGCAGCAGGGAUGCUCCUGGAGCUGAAUAGGAAAAUAAUAAUAAAAAAAAAGAUACAAGAAAAA